This is a messenger RNA of Blepharisma stoltei, 807 nucleotides long. The record is from the annotation of a GenBank genome assembly. NCBI's taxonomy places the organism in Eukaryota, Ciliophora, Heterotrichea, Heterotrichida, Blepharismidae.
AUGGAGUGGCAAUCUAAUUUUUUUGCAAUAAAUUUAAUAUUAAAAAGUUGUUUUAUAAAUAUGGAGCCUAGCUAUUAUGACAAGCAGCUUAACCUAUUAAAUGAAGGGAAAACCUAUGAAUUUGCCCAGAAUAUUCUUAACAGAGCGAGAAGACUGAUAUCAAGAGGUCAGCAUGCAGAAAGCAUAGACAUUGCUUUGAGAGCAGCUCUCGAGCUUCUGAAAAGACAGACCAUACCAAAUGAGCUGCUUGAUAUUAUUGUUCAGACCUCACAAAACUCUCCUCCAAAUUCAGAUUUAAUUGAAGAAAUCUAUUCUCAUUUAUCAGCACCUAACGACAUCGCAUUUCUUAAAAAGCUCUGUAAGAAUUGCCCAGAUCCCAAAAUUUAUGCACUUAUAGCAAGAGCAUUAGACGAUUCUGGCGACCUUGGAAAAUCUCUAUUAUACUGAAUUGGAGCUGGGAGUUACAGAGAAAUCAUCAGAAUUUUACAAAUUUUAAUAGACAGAGGCUAUCCAGGCGAAAUUGAUCUUUUUGUCUGCAGAACAGUUCUGAUCCUUCUCUCCUUCAAGAAUUUAUCCUUAGCCCAGCAUAUUAUUGGAGAAUUUAAAUACGUAGAUACCCCUCUGCUAAACUUCACCAGAUUUCUAAUCCAAGCUCUCGACGUCAAAGAAUUUUCACUUGUGGGAAUCCUGAAAGAGAGAUAUGCGCCAACACUUCAAAGAGAUCUGAAUUUGAUAAAAUAUUUAGAGCAUGUAGAAAAGGCGUUUUCAGCAGAAGCUCCUAAUUAUAUUCCUAAUAUUUUAGAUUAG